AUUCGACAAUGCAAUAACAUUGCUCACUUGGUAGCAUGGCCGAACCGUCAGAUCUCAGCGAGGAGGUGCAUCUGGCCGAUGUAGCUGCAGCAAUUCAACCAUGGCAAACUCCUUCGAUCGUUUCGCUGCCCACUGAGACCCUUCUCGAGAUCUUCAAGCUGGUAUCUCUUGACCCACGCUACGACAUUAACGGGCGAAUCGGCACAGUUUGCGAAGUCAUGCAAGACUUUGCCUCCGUUUGCCCCAAGUUCUUCGACGUUUUGACUCUAGUCCCAGAGUACUGGACUUUCAUUGGCUUACGACCAUUGCGAAGUUCACGGUGUCGUUCAUUUUUUGCCGAGUAUCCCUCACUUCUUGAGAGGAUCUUCGAGGCAUCUCGGGACCUUCAAUUCGAGAUCGCCGUCUACAACCCACGAGAGGUCGCGCUGGACAGGCUAAAGAAAGAGACAGAGCGUUUGCAGGUAACCAGGAUUGUCAAGGCUUUAUCCCUACACUUAUCCAGGUGCACUUGUCUUCAUGUCGAAACUCGCUAUCGCUCAUCCAUCCUAAACUCCAUCCCACACCUUUCGGGGCUGGCUGCGCCCAAUCUCCGUCGCUUCCAGCUCAUCUCGGGGGAGGCAGACAGCACCGACGGGCUUCGGCUGGAUUCCCUCAACUUGCCUCGUCUCCGCUAUCUCACGAUCGAUACUUGCAGCUUUAUCAACCUUUCUUCAGCAACGAUGAGCGCCUCCCAUGAAGGAGAGGAAACGUCGCUCUACGUCCAUCUUAUGCCGUUCUCUUCUUCGUUAUCAGCAGAUGCUGUCCUUCAUGCAUUGACUGCGCUUGACAAACGGUACACGAUUGUGGACCUGUUUAUGGAACACCACUUGUUUGAUGGUCCCCCACAGAAUCUACCAGUUCCAAUCCGUCACUUCUCAAGUAUUGCUUUUGCAGACAUCCGCGAUAACAUGGGCUUCUUUCCUGCGCUCCUGUCAAACUUCCGCUCGACAGAUACCGUCACCUUCCACACGUGCCAUUUGUUCUGCCCCAUGACUAUCGACGCCGACCGUCUUCUGCUAAACCAGAUAAGCAAAGACAGCGAUCUCAGACACGCGCUAUCUAGCUGGACCGGUACACAACUGCACGUCACCUGUUGUAAGUCGUUCAACGAUGACUUGCUUGACGCUAUGGCGAUACUUGGAACCACUGCAGAAAAAAGAAGUGUCUUGUGUCCGCGGUUGGAGACACUCAUAAUCGAAGAUUGCGAAUGCUUCUCGUACGACAGCUUACUGCGCAUGGUCGAGGCUCGGGAGCCCCCGCUUCUGACCCUUGACAUCAGAGGUAAUACGUGCAAAAUGGAUUAUUCAGCUGCCCGCACUCUAGGGCACUCUGUGGAUGAGAUACAUUUUGAGACAGCAAAUGUUAUAAUGGAUGAUUAUUAA
Coniophora puteana RWD-64-598 SS2 is the source of this 1421-nucleotide messenger RNA. RefSeq lists its product as uncharacterized. Lineage: Eukaryota; Fungi; Basidiomycota; Agaricomycetes; Boletales; Coniophoraceae. The transcript has 2 exons. The record is from RefSeq and is a predicted model, not a curated record. Bases 36 to 1421 code for a protein of 461 amino acids.